AUGGCUAGCUGCCGAGCAAGAUGGAAGCAUAAUCCACAGCACCAUCCCGGUGUACAGAAAUCUGAAAACCGCAACACAGCCAAGAUGCAUAAGAGCACAAAGAACGCCUCCAAGGCGGAAAAACUAAACUUUUUCGUGCACAAACCGCAACUAGAGUCUACCGGCCAGCAGGCCUCAGACAAAGAUGGCGACGGAAAAGUGGAGAAAGAUGCCCCACACCACGAACUGGAAACAUCCAAACCACCGGGGUAG
Molecule: messenger RNA, 252 nt
Organism: Pelobates cultripes (western spadefoot toad)
Lineage: Eukaryota; Metazoa; Chordata; Amphibia; Anura; Pelobatidae
Source: the annotation of a GenBank genome assembly